AUGUCAUCUCCAAGCAAGAGAAGGGAAAUGGACGUAAUGAAAUUGAUGAUGAGUGAUUAUACAGUGGAGACGAUAAAUGAUGGACUCACAGAAUUCAACGUGGAGUUUAAUGGUCCAAAAGAAAGCCUUUAUGAAGGCGGAGUUUGGAAGAUUCGUGUUGAACUUCCUGAUGCAUAUCCUUACAAAUCCCCUUCUAUCGGCUUCGUGAACAAAAUAUACCACCCGAAUGUUGAUGAGUUAUCUGGCUCUGUAUGCUUAGAUGUAAUUAACCAAUCAUGGAGUCCAAUGUUUGAUCUUCUAAAUGUCUUUGAAGUUUUUCUUCCACAACUCUUGCUUUAUCCAAACGCUUCAGAUCCUUUGAAUGGCGACGCAGCAUCUUUAAUGAUGAAGGAUAGAAAGUUGUAUGACCAAAAAGUUAAAGAGUAUUGUGAGCGGUAUGCUAAGAAGGAAAACAUUUCCAACAAUGGUACAGCUGAUGAUGAGGACAGUGAUGAGGAAGACAUCAGUGAAGCAGAUACCCAAUCAAGCGAUGAUGAAAUUCCUGGUCAUGCUGACCUUUAA
Molecule: messenger RNA, 561 nt
Organism: Lathyrus sativus (Indian pea)
Lineage: Eukaryota; Viridiplantae; Streptophyta; Magnoliopsida; Fabales; Fabaceae
Source: the annotation of a GenBank genome assembly